CUGCCGGUCCCGGGCCGGGCCACCGGGCAACCGGGGGGCCCGGCCACCGGCCCACCGCCUCUGGACCCCUCCGUGCUCAUCGCCCUGCUGGCCCGCAACGCCGCCCACUCGCUGCCGCACUUUCUGGGCGCCCUGGACCGGCUGGACUACCCCAAGGGCCGCCUCGCCCUCUGGUGCGCUACGGACCACAACGAGGACAACACGACGCAGAUGCUGCAGGAGUGGCUGGCGGCCGUGGGCAAGGACUAUGCCUCAGUGACGUGGCGUCCCCAAGGCGAGCCUAGGUUGUACCCGGAGGAGGAAGGCCCUAAACACUGGACCAGGGAGCGCUACCAAUUCCUCAUGGAGCUGAGGCAGGAGGCCCUGGACUUUGCUCGGGCUUGGGGGGCUGACUAUAUCUUGUUUGCCGACACGGACAACAUCUUGACCAACAACCAGACGCUGCGCUUCCUGGUGGAGGAAGGGCGGUCGGUGGUGGCCCCCAUGCUGGACUCCCAGACCUUCUAUUCCAACUUCUGGUGCGGGAUCACCCCCCAGGGGUAUUACCGACGCACGGUGGAAUAUUUUCCCACCAAGAAGCGGCAGCGGCUGGGCUGUUUCUCAGUCCCCAUGGUCCACUCCACUUUCCUGCUGGCUCUCCACGGGGAGGGGGCCGCCCGGCUUGCCUUCUACCCCCCCCACCCCAACUACACCUGGCCGUUCGAUGACAUCAUCGUCUUUGCGUUCUCCUGCCAGGCUGCAGGUGUCUCCAUCCACGUCUGCAACCAGCAGCGCUUCGGCUACAUGAACGUGCCCGCCCAGCCCCACCAGAGUCUGGAGGACGACAGGGUCAACUUUAUCCACCUGGUCCUGGAGGCCAUGGUGGAUGGCCCCCCCAUGCAGCCUUCAGUCCACGUGUCCCUGCCCCCCAAGAAGCCUAGCCAGAUGGGAUUCGAUGAGGUGUUUGUCAUCAACCUGGCCCGCCGUCCAGACCGAAGGGAGCGGAUGCUGAACUCACUGCACGAGUUGGAGAUUGCGGGGAGAGUGGUGGAGGCCGUGGACGGCAGUGCCCUCAACAGCAGCACCAUCAAGAGUCUAGGUGUGGAUCUGCUCACUGGCUACUAUGACCCUUAUUCCGGCCGCACGCUGACCAAGGGGGAGGUGGGCUGCUUCCUAAGCCACCAUGCUGUUUGGGAGGAGGUGGCAGCUCGGGGCCUGGGGCAGGUUGUGGUGCUCGAGGACGACGUGCGCUUCGAGGCGAACUUCAAGCGUCGACUGGAACGGCUACUGGUGGAGGUGGAGGCCGAGCAGCUGGAGUGGGACCUGAUCUACUUGGGGCGGAAGCAGGUGACGUCGGAGGAAGAGGAGGCCGUGGCAGGCGUCCACAACCUGGUGGUGGCCCACUAUUCCUAUUGGACCCUGGCCUACGCCCUGUCGCUUAGUGGGGCCCGCAAGCUGCUGGCAGCCCAGCCCCUCGGCAGGAUGCUACCUGUGGACGAGUUCCUGCCCAUCAUGUAUGACAGACACCCAAACGAGGAUUACAAGCAACAUUUCAGUCCCCGGGACCUGCGGGCCUUCGCCAUGCACCCUAGUCUGGCCUUUCCCACGCACUAUACCGGGGACGCCCAGUGGCUCAGCGACACGGAGACCUCCACCAUCUGGGACGACGACACCAGGGCCACGGGCUGGAGCGGCUCCCAGAAGACCCUGAAGGACACCCGGCUCGAUGGCGGGGGCAGCAGCGGGCACAGCCUGCGCCCUACCUCCCGGGACGAGCUGUAACCCCGGGAGCCGAGGGCCGG
Molecule: messenger RNA, 1781 nt
Organism: Tachyglossus aculeatus (Australian echidna)
Lineage: Eukaryota; Metazoa; Chordata; Mammalia; Monotremata; Tachyglossidae
Gene: CERCAM
Product: cerebral endothelial cell adhesion molecule
Source: RefSeq, a predicted model, not a curated record